AUGACCCAACCACAGCCCAGUCUACUUCAGCUGCCCCCCUUCCCUGACAUCUGGAAAUACGGCAUGUUGGCAUUGUCCAUUCUCCUGCUGUUGGUGGCAUUCAUCAUUUUGAUGUGUCAACUGUACAGAUGCCGGAAGGACAGCAAAUUUGGGGAAGGUAUGUUUCAGAGAACAUUGUGGAUCAAAAAAAUCCAAAAGGAGCUCAAGAAACUUGGGAUCUGUUUUUCGCCCUUGGCCAAUAGCCAUAGCAUGGACAAUCUGUGUAGUGGCAUGGAUGCUCCUGACCGAUCCCAGGGCAGACUGAGGUUCUCGCUUCUCUACAACAAAGAGCGCCUGGAGCUGUUGUUGACUGUCACAGAGGCACUGGGCCUACCCAGCCAAGGAUGCACCAACACUUUUGUCAAAGUCAGGCUGCUAAGCUGGUCAUCCUCCCAGUCCCCUCAUCUCCAGCAUAUUGUGCAUGAAUGGCAGACUCGGGUGGCAAAGCACUCCAGGAGCCCAGCCUUUGGGGAUCAGUUUGCUUGUACCCUGCCAGAGGCAGACCUCACAAAGAGCAGCAUCAAGUUACAGGUUAAACACUUUGACAGAUAUUCCCGACAUAUGCCUCUGGGAGAAGUGAGGAUAGUUCUGAAUGCACUCAACACUUCAGAAAAAACUGAAUUCUGUGAAGAACUGCAGAAGGCAACAAAGGACACAGUUGGAGAAGUGCUUGUGUCACUGAAGUGUCUUCCAAUCUCUCAGAGGAUAGAAGUUGGGCUACUGAAAGUGAAAACUGCCUUCUUGCAUAAUAGCCCAGAGAAACGUAUAUACGCAAGGAUUGAUGUUUUCUCCCAUCUCCAUAACCAGAAGCACCAGAAAUCCAAGGCUAAGACCCUUGCAUCAACUACUAUUUUCAAUGAAACUUUCCUGUUCUACCUGCCUGAGCCUGUAGCUUGGGACUGUGCUGUCCUCAUUUCCAUUUACGAGCUACAUCCCAGCAGCAAGCAGCUUGUAGGACAGGCUGUGCUGGGGAAACGAGGACCCAACAAUAUGAACGAUCACUGGCAUCACAUGAUGCAGUCCAUCCAGCAGCCUGUAGCUAAGUGGCAUCCUUUGCUCAUUUAAAAGGAGGAUUUUGCAGUGAU
Molecule: messenger RNA, 1124 nt
Organism: Rhineura floridana
Lineage: Eukaryota; Metazoa; Chordata; Lepidosauria; Squamata; Rhineuridae
Product: synaptotagmin-1-like
Biological process (GO): vesicle fusion; cellular response to calcium ion; calcium-ion regulated exocytosis
Cellular component (GO): axon; synapse
Molecular function (GO): calcium-dependent phospholipid binding; clathrin binding; calcium ion binding
Source: RefSeq, a predicted model, not a curated record